UGAAGUGGGAAAGCAUGCUGAUGUUUAUAGUAGGCUACUGCUUUGGAAUCGUGACGAUGGGUACAUUCACGGUUUUCACCAAAUAUCUAGGAAACUGUGUCACAACCUCGACGGUACAAUCCAAAAGAAACGACAUUGUGACUUCUAAAAUCCCCUUUACUUUGAGGGAUCAACUUCCAAAUACCAAAAUGAAGAGAUGCAACUGUUCCGAAGAGAUGGAGGGUAACAUUAACCUUAAGCAAUGGGAGGCAGAUGAGCUGAAUGAAGUUGAAAGUCGACGCCAAGUAGAACUUCAAAAAUUUAAACGCAGAACCAAGUCGUCUAAAGAGACUGUACUUUUGGUGAACGGAUCCGUUCCUCUCAGCUAUCCAGCACACGGAGUGGUCGUAGCCCCAGAAGAAUCGGAAAACAUCCCAGGUUUAAAAGUUGAGGAUGACACCGUACGCGAUGACUAUAAGGUCAAACUUUCGUCAUCUGAUUACGGGGUGUUGGACAUCAGUGCGACAGUGCCCAAGGUUAGCGUUGAAGGCCUGGGUACUACUUUACUGACUAUAAGGAGUAAGUCUCUGGACCAUCUCAACCGGCAGCUGGAGUUUGUGGUGUAUGUUAACACGGUCUUCGACAUAGAUGCUAGGGACUAUGUGCACUUCGUGUAUCUACAGCAUGAAGCAAUUAUCCCUAUCAUGAUUCGUGUAAGGAAGUCACCAAUUCUUUACGACCCCGGAAAAGGUGACAUAAAUGACAAGGUUACCAUUAUCACAAAGACCUUUCUGAGGUAUUCAUCAGUAAGAGUCCUCAUCCAAAGCAUCCAGACAUACUACCCCAAGAUGCGGAUAAUUGUAGCAGAUGACAAUAGCCCUAUCGAGGACCUACAAUCUGAACAUGUAGAUCAUUAUGUCAUGCCUUUUGGAUCGGGCUGGUUUGGUGGUAGAAACCUGGCUGCAUCUCAAGUCACCACACCUUACCUGUUGUGGUUGGAUGAUGACUACGCCUUCCAUGAAGAGACAAAACUGGAGGCUAUGGUAAAAAUCCUCGAUAACAGCAACUUAGACGUGGUUUCUGGAUUACGAGGCAAUAUAAAGUUGCAUGUCACUAAGAUGGCAGUGAUUCCCGGAGUACACGAGGAUGGUGGUUUUUGCAUCUUAAGCGAGAAAGGCAAGAAUUAUGGCCAAGUACCCGGGUUUCCAGACUGCUAUUUCACAACUCGGGUUGUCAACUUCUUCAUGGGUAGAACGGAUGGGGUCCGGUCUGUAGGGUUUUAUCCGGCUUACUCCAGAAAAGCAGACAAAGAGUUUUACUUGGAUGCAUUGGGAAAGCUUCGGAUGGCUGCUUGCAUGGGGAUUCAUAUCCACCACAACCGGACUUGGACCAACGAGUACCAGAAAUACCGACAUGGCAGGGACAUCAAAGACUACCAGAAGUUGCAGAAUAGGAUAAUUUACUUUAGGAACAAUGCAGACUGCUGGCUUACAGUUUGAGAUAAAUGCUCACAUACCUAACCGAGUCCUUUAGGUUUGACCAUGCGCCUUGCAGAGUUUGUUAAGACGUGUACAAUAAAGCUGAAUCUUGCUGUAGCAUGGAAUAUCAAACUUUAUUUCUAACAGACACGAUAAGAUGCUAGUGUAUCUUGAUUUAGCUUGCCUGUCCCGUGACCCUGCUAAUCAAUGUACAGAUUAACAGAGGUCAGGAAUAGGAGACAUUAAAUACAAUAGACCGACAAAAUAUGUCUAAAAUA
Molecule: messenger RNA, 1735 nt
Organism: Branchiostoma belcheri (Belcher's lancelet)
Lineage: Eukaryota; Metazoa; Chordata; Leptocardii; Amphioxiformes; Branchiostomatidae
Product: beta-1,4 N-acetylgalactosaminyltransferase 1-like
Exons: 10
Coding region: 15-1478 (487 amino acids)
Source: RefSeq, a predicted model, not a curated record